UCGGUGUAUAGGGGGUCCUUAAAGAAAUUUAUUUUCAUUUCAGACUACCUAUCCAAAUUGCCACCUCAUAUUCUGGACAAAAUUUUCAUGCAUGUUCAAAAAGUAGAUUCUGAAUGUAAACUAUAUGAAGUUUGCAAAGACUUUAGAAACUGUGUUUAUUUCAAAAGAACAGAUUUUGUUGUCCAUGUUGAUGCUUUAUCUGUGCACUGUGGCAUUAAAUUUAUGCCAAAUUUAAAGAAAUUGACCAUUACCGCACUUAACAAUGUUCAGGAGAUAGCUCUUAUACCUGUCAUUGAGCUUUUUAUUGAUUUUGAAUUCAAGAAUUUAGAGAUUCUUAUCCUGAAAAAUUUUUCUUUCGAAAACUCCUUGUUUUCAGCAUUUGCUGAAGCUCUAUCACAUGUGAAAUUAUCAGCACUGCAGUUUGUGACAUGUGACGAGGUCACUCUUGGACAACUUAAAUGCAUUCUCGAACAAAUUAAAACACUGAAAUACUGUGACAUUCAGUGCAAUUUAGAAAAUGUUGUAGAUAAACAUGUUUUUGCAGAACUGGCCAAUCAGUUAGUUGGCGAAGUGAACUUUAAUUUGAACAGUCUAGAAAUGGUUCCGUCAAGUCUUUUGCAGUACAGACGAUCAGAGUACAGAGCUUUGUGGCCUAAAGGACAGUCUUUUUUGUGAGAAUUUUGCUGAUUAAGUGAUGUUUAGGUGUUAUUGUGAACAGUCGUUUAAAACAGAGUACUUAUUUUUGUUGGAAGAGGUUUUCUCGAUAUGAGGUUUAAGUUGUAAUUUAAUAUUCCUCAGACAAGACCCAGAAAUUCUGUGUAUUUAACUCAGGAAGAGAUUAUACUUUUUUAUUUUUGAAUUUUUUAUUCUAUGUCUCCAUAUACAUUUGUUUAUUUCUGUGC
Molecule: messenger RNA, 902 nt
Organism: Saccostrea cuccullata (small rock oyster)
Lineage: Eukaryota; Metazoa; Mollusca; Bivalvia; Ostreida; Ostreidae
Exons: 1
Source: RefSeq, a predicted model, not a curated record